Caenorhabditis remanei is the source of this 984-nucleotide messenger RNA. RefSeq lists its product as uncharacterized. Gene Ontology annotation, cellular component: membrane. The transcript is spliced from 8 exons. The coding region runs from base 1 to 984 and encodes 327 amino acids. Lineage: Eukaryota; Metazoa; Nematoda; Chromadorea; Rhabditida; Rhabditidae. The record is from RefSeq and is a predicted model, not a curated record.
AUGAGCACCUCUUCAACUUCUUUCAUACCACCUACAUGGCCUGCUACAGUGUUUUAUAUCACCUCAAUUGUUACCCUCCCUCUGUACUUUUUCGUAUUCAUCUGCCUCUUGAGAUUACGUCAGAUUUCAAAAACCUAUAACACAACUUUCUACACUAUCUUGUUGCAACAUUGCAUCGCAGAUUUAUUCGCAAUGACUUUCUAUUUUUUAAUAAUAGUUGCAAGGUCUAUCUCUUUUGUUCGACAAUUUUACUAUGAGUAUCAAGACUAUUAUAUUGCAGCAGCUGCAUACAAUCACAUCUAUUACACACUUUACAUCCGAUGUACUGGAAUAAUUCUGCUCUCUUUUCAAAGAUAUUUGGUCAUUACUCAUCCAAAUUCUCAUUUCACUGAUAGAAUUCAAGCUGCACCGAAAAUGUAUAUCCUUGGUCUCUAUUGGGGUCUUCCAACAAUAAUCAGUUUGGUAGUGUUGAAGGAUACAAAUUUCAAAUAUGACAGUUUGGAAACGAUGGCAGUUGUGGCAGAGCAGGAGGUUAUUCAGAGAAACACAUUGAUGGCCCUUGUUGUUGUCAGCACGACAUGUGUUCUCAGCUCUGUUGCUUAUGGAGCUUUAUUCGUAUUCAUACGCAAACACUCUUUUCGAAUUUCAAAAUCCCUCCGUCGAGAAGUUUCUCUGGCACUUCAAGUUUUCAUUCUACUCUUGGCAUUUUUUGGAAUUCUGGUCUAUUACUCUUUUCAAAAUUAUUUCUCUCAGACUCAUAAUACGGGACCCAUUUAUUACAUGCGUGGAAUCUACCCAAUGGCUAAUGGAUUUCUCUCGUAUAUCAAUCCAUUCUGCAUUUUGUUUUUGAAUAAGGAUCUGACAAAGCAAGUGAUACGAUCAGUGUCUUGUAAGAAAUUGAAAAUGAGUGAUGCUCAAGUAUCGGGAAUUGCCUUAAAUUCAACAAAAGAACAAAGGAAAGGACUCAAUCAAGUUACUUUUUGA